UAAUGGUGAUGAUGAUGGAAUGCAUAAAAAAAGUAAACAUGAUAAGAUCAAAAAUACAAAUGAUGACGAUAGCAAUCAUAAAAAGAAUAAACAUCGUAAAAGUAAAUAUUUAAUUAAUGAUGACAAUGGUAAAAAUAAAAAAAAUAAACGUCAUAAGAAUAAAGAUAUAAAUGACAAUGAUGAUGACAAACAUAUAAAAAAUAAAGGUAAGCAUAAAAAAAAUAAACGUCAUAAGAAUAAAGAUAUAAAUGACAAUGAUGAUAAUGGCAAACAUACAAAAAAUAAAGGUAAGCAUAAAAAAAAUAAACGUCAUAAGAAUAAAGAUAUAAAUGACAAUGAUGAUGGCGAACAUCUAAAGAAUAAAGGUCGUAAAAAAAAUAUAAGAAAUGAUGAUAAUAAUGACGAUGAUAGUGGCGGGCAUAAAAAGAAAAAUCAUAAAAAAAACCAAUUUAAGGAUCAUGAUAAUGAUGAUGUUGGUAGGCAUAAAAAAAAUAAAAGUCAUAAUAAAAAUGAUUUAAAUGAUGAAGAUGUCGAAAUAUUACGAAGUAAAAACACUGAUAAAAGAAAGAAAAAAAAAAUUAAAAAAAAUAUUUAUUCAUCUGAGGAAAAUAAUGAAGUUAAUGGUUCCAGCAUUCAAAUUAACAGUGACGAUAAUAAUUCUCAAAAAAGAUUAAAAAUCAAAAAUAAUAAAUCAAAAAUUUCCAAAAAAACAAAUUCAACUAAUAGCAAAAAAUUGUCACCUGAAGAGAAGUCAAAAUAUAUAAAACAUUCCAAAACUAUAAAAUAUAAAAAUAAAGAAAUUCCUGUAGAUGGCAGUGAUGAAGAUACAAAUGAAAAUAAUUAUAAUUCAGAAGAAACCUACGUAAAAUAUAAUCAAAAUAAUGUACUAAAAGAUAAAAAGCAUAAACAUAAGAAGCAUAAUAAAUAUUUAAAAACUAGUAAAACUUACAAAUAUAAAGAAAUACCCAUAGAUAACGAAGAUAAAAAUUCUGAUGAAAAUAAUGUUAAUUUAGAAGAAACCUAUAAUAUAAACAUUACUAGUGAUGAUGAUGCGCUUAAACAGAAAAGGCUUAGACAUAAAAAAAUUAAAAAAAAGAAGAAUAUUGAUAUUAAUAUUGUAAAAGACACUGACACUCAAGUUCUUAAUAACGAUAAUAAUACGAAAAAUGGAUACAAAUUUUACACAUUUUAUCAAUAUACAAAUCCAUUAGCAAGUUUUUUUUACUAACUCAUAUUAUACGUACGAUAAUAUUGUUUGAUAAAGACUUGUAAAAAUAACUUGUUAUAAUUGUUCCAUGUGAAAACUGUUUUAACACAGGUACCCUUUUUUUCAAUACUGACCAAAUUUAUAAGCUGUGAUUAUAUAAUUAUCAAUGAAUAUUUAUUUACAUCUGGACUCCAAAGACAUAUAAUUAAUACCUACAUUUUAAAUAAUA
Messenger RNA from Rhopalosiphum maidis (corn leaf aphid), 1436 nucleotides. RefSeq names its product DNA topoisomerase 1-like. The record is from RefSeq and is a predicted model, not a curated record. The transcript is spliced from 3 exons. Lineage: Eukaryota; Metazoa; Arthropoda; Insecta; Hemiptera; Aphididae. The coding region runs from base 20 to 1228 and encodes 402 amino acids.